AGUUGCAAAUUGGCUAAGCCGUCGAGUAUAGACAUUAUAUUGUUCUGAGAUAAACGAAAAACAGAUAAUGCUACUGUAUUUUGACCAUUUUGUGACGUGUUUUUGACAUUUCGUGUUGAACAUCGGUCAUUUGCCAUUUGGAAAUCGGUAACUAAGUACAAAACCAAAGCUAGCUCGAUCGAAGUUGAUUCAAAGGGUAAAAAAAUCUCGCCUAAAGGCAGCGAACAUUAAACCAGACGUCUGCAAUUUCUACAAUAUCAUGUUCGCGAAGAUAUUCUGUUUUUUCCUAUCCAUUUUCGUCGCUAUCGAAGCUCAAUUUGUCAUCGACAGAGGGGAGCAAGAUGUCUUCAGGAAUUUAACAGGUUGUUCAGAAGAGACUCCAGAUUUUUGCUAUUUUUUACAUUCGGACAAAAGUCAGUUUGAUCCGUGCGUUUGCCGUUGUUGGCCGAAGUAUCCCAUGUACAGGGAUCAUGACGUUUUCCCUGUUCAAAGAGGACAAUUUAAAAGCAAAGGCAAACCGGGGUGUGUUUGGCAUUCCAAUCAUAGAUACGGUAAGUGUCCCUAUACUUUCAUCACGCCAGUAGAACAGUUUUAAAAGUUCUAUGUUAUAAUGGGAUAUAUGAAAACUAUGUGGUUAAUUGUGGAUUGUAGAUGGAUUUGUAAAUGGAAUCUCGAGUGUGAAUUUUAUAUACAUUAGCUAUAAUGGUGAUUCCAGUUACAGACUAAAUUUUGAUCUAGGCAAGAAGAACAAAAUCCAUCACCACAGCUAGAAAGAGCAUGUUAAAGUUAGUAAAAUUGCAAAGUUUGGUUUCGAAAUCUUGUAAAAUGAUGAAAAUAUAGCCCUACAAAAUUUGCAAAUUUAGUAUUAGGCCUAAUUUGUAUUAUGCACGGGAAAACGCACACCCAUUUUUUGGGCGAAAGUGGUGCAUUUUCUCGUGCGUUAAUACAAAUUAACUGCACAAAAUUUUCAAAUUUCGCAGGGCUAUAUUUUUUGCAUUUCACAACAUUUCGCGGCCAAAGUUUGCAAUUUUACCAAUUAUAACAUGCUCUUUCUAGCUGUAGUGAUGGAUUUUAUUCUUCUUGCCCAGAUCAAAAUUUAGUCUUUUGCUGGAUCAUCUAUUAGACCUAACCAGGUAUACAGUUGCGGAAAAUGCAACUAUAUAGGUCCUCUAGCAGGAAUCGAAUCUGCGGCCCUGCGAUUGCGGUGCAGCGCUCUAACCAACUGAGCUAUAGAGACCAGUUGUCAAGCUCUAACCACAUGUAUAACAUUGGCUGCAUCUCCUUAGCCUUUACACAAGAGAGGUGUAAGGGCUAAGGAGAUGCAGCCAAUGUUAUAGGGGUAUAUCCAAGGCCGGAUUUUGGUGGAAAUAGUGGGGGAGUUGGAAAAAAUUUUGGGGAGGUGCAGCGGUCUAGCUCACGACCCCCAUGGAAAGUUAGCGCUUAGAAUGGGCCAAAGUCAACGACGUGACGUAUGCAUGUAGUGCACAUAUGUAUCAGUGUAUUGAUGAAUUAUGACUGCACAACUCAUCCAAUUUUGCCCUUCAUCACAAUUACUACAAAGUUUCUUUCAAAAGGCACUUGACACAAAGAUCAAGGGCUAUCACUGUUUCCAUUUUACAAAAAAGUCCUUACGAAGUGCAGUCCCUAUGCAACCAAAAAAUGUCAAAUUUUCACUUUUGUCUAGGGGAGGUGCAAAAAUUCUCAGGGGAGGUAGAACGAUCUCAGGGGAGGUGCGCACCUCUCCACACCUUCCCUCAAAAUCCGACCAUGGGUAUAUGCCCAAAAUCCUUAAUUGUAGACUAGUUGAUUUUAACCAUCUGAAUGAAUAUAGCUGCCUGGCUGAUACCAACAUUAAUUGAAGGAAUAAUUGACUGGUUGGCUUAACGAUUCAUCAGUUAUUGAAUUCGUGGUUUCAUGAAAGAUUGCUGGCCGGCUAAAGCAUAUUUGUGAACAUGCUUUCAUUGGUAGAGAUGUGACUACCUUGAAAUUCUCCUUAUAUAUUUUUGAGGUGUUCUAUCCCUACCAAAGAAAGCUUGUUCAUAUUAUUGGCACUGGUAAAGACAGUUAAAGAAUAUCGAUGCCUGUUGCCAUCCAACUUAGAUAACUCGCGUUGUCUAGUUACUAAUGCAUAGUUACCACUGUUCUGACAAUGUAAGCGUAAUAUAGAAUGGAACAAAGGUUACCAAGCAUUUAAAUUACUUGAGUGCGAGAAUUCGAAGGCAAUAAUUAAUAAACGUGUGUUAUAGCUGAUUAAAUUUAUUCUUUAAAGAUAAAAAUAUUAAAGCCCAGCAAAUGACUUCCGAACAGGGCAUAACACAAAAGAAUUAAAAUUUAAAAAAUUUUCCUGAAAAUGAUAAAAAAAUUUAAAAGCCCACUCAAUUGUUCCACUUUUAAGCAGUUUUUACAUUUCUAUAUUAUUGCUUAUAUUAUUGCUUCAAAAACCUUUAUAGAUUUAAAUUUAAAUAGAUUUCGUUAAAUUAUAAAGAGGCUUCAAUGGCGCAAUCGUCAGCAAGCGUCUUUCACCUCAGAGAUCGUGGGUUCAAUUCUCGCUACGGACUCAUGCAUGACACUCGUGUGAAAAGAGUUAGUGGAUUUUCUCCGGGUGCUCCGAUUUCCACCCACAGGGAAUGUUGACAGGGUGGGUUGGGAUUAUCUCCCUAACUGAUCCUUCCAUCGUAGCUGUGCUCCGUGAUCAGACAUGAGUCAUAGGAUGGCUGCCAGAGACGCCCUUAGAAAGCCUUUAGGUUGAGCUGCGUCCUUCGUAAUUCAGCUCAGCUGCAAGUAAGGCUAAUUAAUUAGCACACCCCUUUGACUUGCUUGCUUGCCUCAGAGUGACAAAACGUAUAACAAAGCAACGGUUUUACUAACACUAACCCUAUUCCAAACACUAACCCUAACCCUAGUCCUUGACCUAACCCUAACCUAACCCUACUCCAAGUUUGUUUCUAAACCAAUUUUGAAAAAAAACUUUUGACGAAAUGUCAUUCUGAGGUCAGCGAAAUAACUUCUUCGGUAGUUGAGUUGGUUAGAGCGCUGCACCAGAAUCGCAGGGCCGCAGCUUCGAUUCCUGCCAGAGCUAAUAAAUGUAUCAAAAUUUAUACUCUUAAAUUUCCAUCUAAAACAACCUUCAUCAACGAGUUCAGAAGGUGCCCAACAUCCUUAUAGUAUCUAUGCACACGCAAUAAAUCUCACAUCUUGUAGCACGUCUGCCAACAAGCCGUCAAAAAGUUGUGUUCGCACUGCUUGUCCCUAGUUCUCACUGACAAGUUUGGAACAAGCUGUUAACAACUUGUAUAAACAAGUUUGUUGAUAUUAUCAGACUUGUUGGAAGGUUGUUCCAAACUUGUUACAACAACUGGGAACAAGCAGAGCGAACACAAACUUGUCGACAGCUUGUGAACGGAUUUCGGUACAACUAGUGCGUUUUUACCUGUGCAUAUAGCAGGCUUCUGUCGCUGUUUUGAAUAAGUAAUGUUACUUUAAUUAUAAUGACUAGUAUAUACACUAUUUUAUCGAAAUAAUUUAUUAACAAAAAUCAUUUUAGAAUGUUUCCAUAUUCGCAAACUUGGUCGAGGUCGAGAUACUAAUGACGACGAAGAAGCGUUGGAAUUUGACCUUAGUAAACCAGGAAGUUUGCAGACAUUCGCUGAUCACGACCUGAGCACGUGCACAGGGUUAGAGACAGCUAUUAAGAUGCCUGAGGACAGCGUCUUCACACCGAAGACUGGCUUAUUGACUGCUGUUUACGGCCGCUUUGAUAUUCUUAAUUUUAUGGUGAGUGGUGUCAUUAAUUUGCCAAUGCAGUAACUUCCAACGAUAAGCCAAGUUAUGUUCGCACAGCUUGUUCCCAGUUGUCGACAAGUCUGGAACAAGUUGUUCUAUCAUCUUGUAACAAGGUUGGUGAGGCCAAUAGACUCGCAACAAGUUGUUACAACAAGUCUGAUAUGGUCUGCACGUAACAAGUUGUUCACAAGCUGUCGACAAGUUGUGUUCGCACUGCUUGUUCCCAGUUGUUGUGACAAGUUUGGAACAAGCUGUUAACAACUUGUAACAAGUUUGAAGGCAUUAUCAGACUUAUUACAAGGUUGUUCCAACAAGUCUGAUACAGCCAUGAUAUAAAAAGAAUGUUACAAGGUUGUUCUAACAAGUCUGAUACAGCCAUGAUAUAACAAGAAUGUUACAAGGUUGUUCUAACAAGUCUGAUACAGCCAUGAUAUAACAAGAAUGUUACAAGGUUGUUCUAACAAGUCUGAUACAGUCAUGAAAUAACAAGAAUGUUACAAGGUUGACCAAACAAUGUUGUAACAAUAUUGUUAUAUCAUGACUGUAUCGCACUUGUUGGAACAACCUUGCAACAAGUUUGAUAAUAUCAACAAGCUUGUUACAACUGUUAACAGCUUGUUUCAUACUUGUUGACAACUUGGGACAAGCAGUGCCAACACAACUUGUUGACGGCUUGUUGGUAGACUUGCUACAAGAUGUGAGGUGUUUGCGUGGGCAGUCUUUUGUAUCUGGUUAUUAAUAUUUUUGAUAAUCACUUUCUAUAGUGGACGAGAAGUGCGGAAAGAUAUGACGGAGGAUUGCUGCGAGGUGUGUUUACAGGUUGUCCGGAAAAAGUAAAAGAAGCGGGAAGAUGUUUCGUUGGCAAAAUUACAGGAGUCUACAACGGUAAAUGCCGGUUUCCACUCUCAAAACUUCUGUGAACACCGUAACAAUUUUGCAUAUAGGUAAAUCCUACAUUUUGAAGGAUUUAUAAGAAAUGGAAGUGACGUCUUAAACAUGUUCCCUCAAAUAGCUCUUGAAAAUCCUCCAAAACUUAGAGUUUACCUGUGCUAAAUUCCUACUGUGAUCACAGAAACUUUGAUGGUGUAAACCAGCCAGUAAUUCCAUUUGUAUGUUUGUGUUGUGAUAAAUUUUAAUAUCCUAAUAAUAAUAUUCGGAACAUGUUUUUACAAUAGGCAAUUCCUAUUAUAGACUAGUUUUAAACCUAGGCAAGAAGAUGCCAAUAAAUCAUAACAGCUAGAAAGAGCAUACUAAAAUUAGUAAAAUUACCAAGUUUGGUUGCGAAAUGUUGUAAAAUGCGGAAAAUAUAGCCUUGGAACGUUCGCAAAUUUUGCAUACUCUUGUAUUGCGUGCGAAAAUUGCUACCACAUUCCUACCACAUUUGGUCCGAAAAUGGUAGCAAUUUCCGCACGCAAUACAAAAGUAUACAAAAUUUGCAAACUUUGCAAGGCUAUAUUUUCCGCAUUUUACAACAUUUCGCAACCAAACGUUGCAAUUUUACUCAUUGUAGUAUGCUCUUUCUAGCUGUUGUGAUUUAUUUGCAUCUCCUUGCCUAGUUUUAAAAUUAGUCUAUAAUGGGAGUUGUCUAAUCUUUGUUUUUACCAGGUGGGGAGUGCACUGUGAGGGCAUUGAAUGGCGAAUGUUGUAUCCUGCCGUUCAAAUACAACGGUCAGGUUUAUAACAAUUGUACGAGAGCGGGCGGCAGUAAGGAAGCGUGGUGUGCUGUGAGGUUGCCGUUCCUUGGAAAUGAAACGAACUGGCGGCAAGAUUGCACAAGUAAGUUUAACUUACGCUAUGUUGAAAUCUGCUGUGUUGGUGUAAUUUACUCAGGUGAAUAAGAUGUUUGUUUGAUGUUACUCUGAGUGUAUAUCCACACCGGGUAGGCUUGAAAAAUGUGCCUGGCCACGGUGGGAAUCGAACCUUCGACCUUUGGAAUACUAGCCCAAUGCUCUGCCAACUGAGCUACGCGGUCAGGUCGGUUCGAGUAUGCGAUAUUUCAGAACUGAGACUAGUUCCUUCGAUAUCAAUGUAAUCUAAUAAUCAUGAAAUCGAAUAAUCAUGAAAUCGAACCGACCUGACCGCGUAGCUCAGUUGGAAGAGCAUUGGGCUAGUAUUCCAGGGGUCGUAGGUUCGAAUCCCACCGUGGCCAGGCAUAUUUUUCAAGCCUGGCCGGUGUGGAUAUACACUCAGUGUAACAUCAUAGAAACAUCUUAUGCUAUGUUUGUGGUGUUACUCUGAGUGUGCAUCCACACCGGGCAAUCUGAAAAGUUUACCUGACCACGGGGGGAAUUGAAACCGCUACCUUUGGGAUACCAGUCCAAUGCUCUACCAACUGAGCUACAAGGUCACCGAUUGCCACCGUGGUCAGGCAAACUGUUCAGCUUGCUCGGUGUGGAUGUACACUCAGAGUAACAUCACAAACAUCAUAUUCACCUGAGUACAUAACACCAACACACACAAAAAGUCAUAUAUUAGCCAUACAUUGAUAUCGAAGGAACUAGAAGUCUAGAUCAGUUCCGAAAUAUCACCAACUCGAACCAACUUGGUAAAGUUGGGUUGAUUAAAUAUUAUCCAUUUACCAACUCAUGUCCGAGUCGAUUCCAAUCCUGAUUCAAAUGUCCGAGUCACGUAAAAAAAGACGAAAUUGAAUAAAAUUCACAAUCGAAUAGGAGUAGGGUUAGGAGUAGGCAUUCAACUACAAAGACAGCUAAACAGUGACUCAGACAUUUGACUCGAUUUGACUCGGUUAACCGACAACUCUCGAGGGGUUAGAUAUACAGCCGAGCAAGUUUUCUAUGACACGUUUUCAUACGACAAGUUCUGUUCGCUCAUCUGUAUAUUCAAUUUUGCCAAAUUUGCCUACAUUACAAGUGCGCACUUGUUAGUAUAUUAAAGCUAGCAUAUUAGCUUUUGAACAGGUGCACUUGAUAUAGAAAAAAAAUGGCAAAGUAAUUAAUAACAAUUUUGCUCGUCUGUAUGGGUCAACAAAGAAAAUUUGAAUUAGAAAAUUUGAGCACUCGGAUGUAGUUGCAUGGACAGCGAUAUAUUGUCGCAGUAGCUUUUGUGGCGGUUACAAAACAAAAAUUUGUCAUAGAAUAUUUGCUGUAUACGACAGGGUUCGUAGCGGUCUUUGAAAUCCUCAUGAAAGUCUUUAAAUUUGAAUGCAGGUCUUAAGGUCUUUGAAAAGUCUUUGAAGUGUGUGAAAAAGCGAAUAAAGUCUUUAAAAGCUAUCUUUAAAUUCUUUAGUGAUUAUUUGAUUAUACGAUUUUCUAACUAAUAAAAUAUAUUGAUUGAAGCAAAAUAUGACGAAAAAGUGCAUUUUAGGAUGUGAUUUGACAGGACUAUUUACCUGGUAAAAAUUAUGCUUAUAUAUCGCAAUUUUUGGACACCUGAUUGCUCGCAAGGGUCUUUGAAAAGUCUUUUACAAUAGGCAGAAAAAAUCUUUGAAAGUCUUUGAAAUUUUUUUGUCUUGGAGACUACGAACCCUGUACGAGCAAUAUGGCAAGUAGGACUUCCCAUACGAACUCAUCAGAGAAAACGUGCUAGUUGUUUUAUUUAAUUUGUAAGAGAAAAGAUAUUUACUAACUUUACAAUCAUAGAAAAGUAUAACAAUGAUUAAAGGUAUGGUCAACAGGACAUUAGUCCCAUGUGAAGACCAACCUGAUACAAAACAACAAGUAGGCAUGCAUUAAAAACAAGGACUAGAACACUAUUUACAUAACUAUAUAAAAAUAAAUAGGUUAGAUUAUGAGCAACAGCUUAAAUUGAAAGAAUGGCAAUUAGAGCAGUAGGUUUUCCAAGUGCGCAUUCUGUUAACAUCGAAAGAAGAGUCUAAUUGAAAAGAGAAGUGAAUACGGAGCUGGAGAUGAAAUGUUAAAAGAUGAAACAUAUUAUUUUCAUUUUAUAGAUUCUAGCAAAGUUGCGCCAAGUUCGUCAUUGAUAAUACAAAGUUCGCCAACGAUAAGUAUUUCACAGCCGCCAACAGAAUCCGUUGCUGCGACCAGAACAACGCUCUUACAAACUGAAGCUAUUUCCGUUCAACGUUCCUCACCUCAGCUGGGGUCCACUCAGCUCCUGAAAGCUACAGAAACUAUUAAAUUGCCAAUUUUCGGGUUGACACCCGGGCCAAAUCCAGAGCCUUCUCCUUCGGUUUCGGAAGGGAAGGAAACAACAUUUAGUUCAAACAUACCUGGCGUAAAACUGUCGUCCCAAUUUAAGCCGAUGUCUUCCAUUGAUUUGAAACCAACCCCGACUGCCCACGAACCGUCAACGAGUCUGUAUAAGAUGUCCUCUACAAUAGAUCAAAUAUCAUCUACAAUUGAUUAUAUCUCAUCGAUCAUUGAUUAUAAAUCCUCAGUUUCUGGCUAUAGUCCGACAGUGAUUAAAUAUACGUCAUCAGUAAUUGACUAUGAACCCUAUAAUCAGACAUCAUCAACAAUUGAUCAUAGAUCAUAUGAAAUCUCACCGUCUUCUAACUUCAUGGCGAAUUCUAUAGAUUUUACAUCAUCGGUGAGUGAUUAUAAAUCAUCCGUUAAAAUAUCAAUGAUCAAUUACACUUCAUCGAUAAUUGAUACUGCUUCAUCAGUGACAGUUCCCGCACGAUCUACAAUUGAUUAUACCUCAUCGAUCAUUGAUUACAAACCCUCAGUUCCUGGUUAUAGUCCGUCAGUGGUUAAUUAUACGUCAUCAGUAAGUGAUUAUAAAUCCUAUAGUGAUAUUUCAUCAACAAUUGAUCACAGAUCAUCAAUCAAUUAUACGUCAUCAAUAAUUGAUUAUGAAAUCACACCGUCUUCUGCGUUAAUGGCGAUGUCCAUAAAUUUUACAUCAUCGGUGAGUGAUUAUAAAUCGUCCGUUAAACUAUCGAUGAUCAAUUACACUUCAUCGAUAAUUGAUAAUGUUUCAUCAGUGAUAGUUCCAACACAAUCUACAAUUGAUUAUACAUUAUCAACAAGUGAUAAUACGUCAUCAAUUAUCGACCAUGUUUCGUCCGUAACUGUCCAUCCCAAACAACCUAUAACUGAUUAUACACUGUCAGCAAAUCAUUAUACACCAUCAAUAAUCGAUCAUGUUUCAUCAAUGGCAGUUCCUGAACAAUCCAAAACAGGUCAUAUGCAAUCAUCCAUUGAUUAUACGUCUGCCAGCUUUGCCUCCAAAUUAUCAAUGACUGUUCACAGAUCAAGAAUAAGUGAUUAUACAUCAUCAAUGAUCGAUCAUGUUUCAUCAGUAAUAGUUCCUGAACAAUCGAAAACAGAUCAUACACAAUCAUCCAUUGAUUAUACGUCUUCAAGCUUCACUUCCAAAUUAUCAAUGAGUGAUCACAGAUCAAGAAUGAGUGCUUAUACAUCAUCAAUAAUCGAUCAAGUUUCAUCAGUAGCAGUUCCUGAACAAUCGAAAACAGAUCAUAUGCAAUCAUCCAUUGAUUAUACGUCUGCCAGCUUUGCUUCCAAAUUAUCAAUGACUGAUCACAAAUCAAAAAUGAGUGAUUAUACAUCAUCAAUAUCUGUUUAUAAAACCACAGUCAGGAGUAGUAAACGUACCAUGUCGACCACCAUAAACCAGUACAUUACGAAACCUUCAUUCACUAUCACCAUGUCAAUGUCGCCACAGACUGUCGUUAAACCAACAAACACAAAGGUAAGCUUCAUCCAUCUUUCAACAUAAACUUUAAAACUUUCUUUCAUGUAACACAUAAUAAGAUUUGUACAACACCAGAUCCAUUUAAGAUAACUAACACUGAAGAACCUAGAUGUACUAAAACUCUGUAUGAUCAAACCAUGAAUUAAGAUUCAGCAGUAGGUUCUGUACAAUAUCAGAACUUUAAGGUAUCUCACAUUCAAGAACAUAUACUACUUCUGCAUGAUCUAACCAUGUUUUUAAACGCAGCAGUAAGAUGUGUGCAACAUCAGAUCACUUUAAGGGUGGCCCACAUUCAAGAACAUGUACUACCUCUGCAUAAUCUAACCAUGCUUAACUCAGCAGUGAGUUCUGUACAAUAUCAGAUCAUUUAAGGUAACUUACGUUCCAUGUACCACCAUUUUACCAUCCAACUAUGCUUAAUUCAGGGACACUUAACUCUACUGACAAGUUUUGUACAUUAUAUCAGGUCACAAUAUCAUGACAAGGGUAAAGGGGUAAUAUAUAAAUGUAUAAGAAGUUGUAUUUUUCCGUCUCCAGGUGGGGUCGUCAAUGAGUUCUGCCAUUGCAUCAGACCCGAAAGCUACUGCAUCUGAUCCUGUUGCUGUCGUCAUUAUUAUUGUCAUAGCAACGGUGGCGUUUGUGGUGCUUUCACUUGUUUGUUGUUUAUUCAUUGGUCUUCGACUUUGGAAGAACAGGUAUACUGAAUAAUAUUAAACCACUUUAAAGCAAAGCCAUGGUUAACACAAAGAUACGAGAACAACUACAUUCAUUUCUUGACACCAUUGAAAAGUUAAUAUACAGGCAAUUCAUACUAGAGAAGGUGGCUAGUCGAAUUAGAUUAAUAUUUCGUUUGCUUAAAACUAUAUAAAUGAAUUUUUAGCCGCAUUAUAAUAUAGUAAUAAUGUUCCUAGUUUUGUUGCUAAUAAUAUAAUAUAAACUAGCUAGUAAUAACAAUCGUAUUAUUGUCCACCUUAGCUUAGGUAAUUGCGUUUUUGUAUAGUUAUAAAUGUAAAUUUUACUGUGUUAAAAUAAAAGUAAAUUGCUGAAAACUGUUUUUGAAGCAAAAGCAUAAAGAAGAACAAGAGCAACGGUAACAACAACGACGACAACAACAGCAGCAGCAAUAACAACAACAACAGCAACAACAACAACAACGACAACAACAACAACAACAACAAACUUACAACAACAACAAACUUACAACAACAACAAACUUACAACAACAGCUGAUGCAACACCAACAACAACAACAACAACAACAACAACAACAACAACAACAACAACAACAACAACAACAACAACAACAACAACAACAACAACAACAACAACAACAACAACAACAACAGCAACAGCAACAGCAACAACAACAACAACAACAACAACAGCAGCACCAACAACAACAGCACCAACAACAACGACAACAACAACAGCAGCAGCAGUAACAGCAACAGCAACAGCAUCAGCAACAACAACAACAACAACAACAACAACGACAACGACAGCGACAACGACAACGACAACAACAACAACAACAACAACAACAACAACAACAACAACAACAACAACAACAACAACAACAACAACAACAACAACAACAACAACAACAACAGCAACAGCAACAUCAACAGCAGCAGCAACAUCAACAUCAACAACAACAACAACAACAACAACAACAACAACAACAACAACAACAACAACAACAACAACAACAACAACAACAACAGCAGCAGCAACGACGAUGACGACAACAGCAACAACAACAACCAACGAGGACUUUGACAAGAGUAACAACAUCAAUGGCAACAACAAAUUGCUUUCUAUAAUAUUCUAGGGUUUUGAUCCGUAAGCGGGAUCCUCGUUGAUGCAAAUGACAUAUUACCAGCAAGAAACAUUACAAUCAUACUGUGCACAAAUUUAAAACAUUCUGAUAUAAAUUUCAUUUAUCGUUCAAUUUUUAGAACCAAGAAAUAUAAAGUGAUCAGUAAGAGACUCCAUAAUGUUACUUUUGCAAUUUGUGCUUCAGUUGAUCAAUGGAUAUUGGUAACACAGUGACUGGUUCAUAGGUCUUCCAUCACCAUGACUCUACCAAUACAUUCCUCCCAGUCGCAUGUGAAAGAGUGCUUCCAGUUUGACUCUACUGAACUCCGCAGAUUUUCUCUGGGUACUCCAGUUUGCACAAUCACUGGACCAUAAUAAGAGAUAGACCUCUAGGGAGAACAGUUUAGAACAGACAAAUUUAUCCAGUAUAAAUAAAGUUAGUUUAGUUUAGGUUUCUUCCUGUAGUAACACUGGAUCAAUACGGAACGACUCUUACUGGUGUAUCUGGAUAACUAAUAGUAGUACACAGUAGAAAUAAAGUUAGUUCAGUUUAGGUUUUCCUUUCAAUAAGAGAUGAUUCUUAUUGGACUUCUGGGGAGAACAGUUUAGAACUGAUAGAACUAUCCAGUAUAAAUAAGGUUAGUUUUGUUUAGGUUUCCUCCUUUUGUGACACUGGAUCAAUAAGGGAUGACAGUUACUGGACGUCUGGACCUCUAGGAACAAUAGUUUAGAACUGAUAGAGCUAUGCAGAUUAAAUAAAGUUAGUUUAGUUUAGUUUAGUUUAGUUUAGGUUUCCGUUCCUGUGGUGACACUGAAUCAAUGAGAGAUGAUUCUUACUGGACAUCUAGGAAGAACUGUUUAGAACUGAUAUAGAACUAUCUAGUGUAAAUAAAGUUAGUUUAGUUGAAGUUUCCUCCUGUAAUAACACUGGAUCAAUAAGAGAUAAUCCUUACUGGACCUCUGGGGAGAACAGUUUAGAACUGAUAGAGCUAUCCAGUAUAAAUAAAGUUAGUUUAGUUUAGGUUUCCUCCUGUAGUAAGACUGGGUCAAUAAGGGGUCGCCCUCACAGUACCUCUUAGAAGAACAGUUUCGAACUAACAGAGCUAUUAGUUAAUCUUUUUCAAUUGACUAUAUAUGUUUUGACACUUUACUUUUGUACAUAAUUUCUUGUUUACUUAAUAUUUUCCACCUUCCAUUUCAGAUAAAAAGCCGGGUGAACAAGCUAUGCAAUCUCCCGCGACUCAACGCCCAGACACUGAGAACCCAGUCCAAACUCAUAUAGGCACCGCCAAUGAAUCUGAAAACGAAAUUACCGAAACGGAAUUCACAAUACCGGAGAAAAAUGACAAGGAUGAUUCAGAUGAAAAAUAUCCGUCGUUUAUGACAUUCAGAUUGUGAUGUGUGAUUAAACACUGAACUGAAAUUACCUGGAGCGCUUCGACUCUCUAAGCUGGAAGGAAAAAUUAUAGUCACGGAAAUUACUCUUUGAACAAUACUGGCAAAUCGUGCUACAAUCACAAAUAUUCAAUUAUAGAGUAAUAUCAGAUGAUAUAUGUAUAUGUCUGUGUGAUAAAAAAUAACAAAUAUAUUAUUCACCCGCAUACUGUAUUAUAUUUUUUCAAUCUAGUAGUAUAUAAAAAAUAUACACACAUUUCAGACAUAUUACAAUUAUAGAAAAAUACAGAAGAUAUAUAUGUUUUACAGAAUUUGUAUAUAUAUGAAUUUAAUAUUAUUUACAAUCUGUACCAGUUUUCAUAAACUUGGAUUUGUUUUUGCUGUCUCUAUCGCAGUGUAUCCUGUGAGCUCGUUUUUUCACUUUUUUUUCAUUCUGUGAAUUGAAUUGAAGCUACUACUCCAGUUAUAUGUCACAGUUUCAAUUCUCUCGUAGACUUACAGACUUUUUUCAUCUUAGAACUAAGACUAAAUCAGUUCUAUUAUUUCUACUAUUUCUAUUGGCCAAUAUUUGCACGAAUUAUUGAAAAUUGAGUUUUGCUCACAUAUUUCUCAGGAAAUAUGUGAGCAAAUUCUAUUCUUCGAAUUUAUUUGAUCCAUUUUUUUAUUAAAUAACUUGCUACUAUUUUCUUCAAAGUCGUCAUAUACCAGCUCUUAUGGUAAAAAAAAUCAUGGUAGACCUCACUUAAAUUGCGCAGUUUAUAAUAGUAUGUCUUUGAGAGAUUGAUGAUGAAAAUUUAAAGGAUAUUUAGCAACAACUCGUAAGUACGUUUCGAUUGAAAGAACUCCUUAGAAUGUAGAAUAUAGUAUUUUACAAACUUUUUAUAUCUUUCUUCGGUUAGACGAUACUUCAUUUCGUUUGAAAUAUUAACUCUCAAAUACGCGCUUCUUAUUGGAUGACGUUUCCACUAACUAUAGUUUAACUUUAAAGGGAAAUGGCAAUAUAUUUUUUUAUUUUCUCGUUUCAAAGAACAUUUAAAACCAUAUAUAAAACUCUUUCACCGUUUUUUCAUAUCUUGUUUACGUCUACAAAUAUUUUAAUCGAAAGAAAUGAAAUGUCCGCCAUCUUGGAUUUUUGUAGAUAUGCAUGUUACGUCACAACAGGGGUCACGCAAUAUUUUUAUCUAGACAACCACUAAUCAUUUUGCACUCAAAAUUAUACUCUGCAUGUCCUUGGAAAUAUCAAGAUUACUUGAAACCUUUAAAACAUCUGCCAAUCAAUAUUUGGUCAGCAACGAAUACUUUUAUAUGGUUAAUCCCUGUUGUGACGUCACCAAAACUACCGUUAAUGAGAUCAAAAAUUUAUCCAAGAUGGCGGACAUCUCAUUACUUCAAGUGAAAAUAUUUCAAGAACUCUACGAGAUAUGAAGAAUCGGUAAAAGAACUUAUUAAAUAGUUUCAAAAGUUCUUUCAAAUUAGAAAAUAAAAAUUUAUAUUGCCAUUUCUCUUUAAUCACUUUUUAUACAACCGGCCCCUGAUCUUUAUAAGUACGAAAAAGCAAAUCUAUUGACAUAUUAAUUAACGCGCGAUAUUAAGCCAAAGUUGAAUUAUCUGAAUGAUUUCAUCUGUUUUGAACAAUGAGCUUUAUACAGCCAUGCAAUGGACCAUUUGCAUUAUAGACUAAAUUUUGAUCUAGCUCAUCACGUGCACAGCUUGAAAGAGCAUCACAAAAUUAGUAAUAUUCCAAAGUUUCGUUGCGAGAUGUUGUAAAAUGCGGAUAAUAUAACCCUGCGAAAUUUGCAAUUUUCAGUCAUUUUGUAUUACAAACCGGAAAUUGAUGCCCCAACACCCGAUUGGGCUGUCAAUUUCCCGUGCGUAAUACAAAAUGACUGAAAAACGGCAAACUUCGCAAGGCUAUAUUAUCCGCACUUUACAACAUUUCGCAACGAAACUUUGGAAUAUUACUAAUUUUGCGAUGCUCUUUCAAGCUGUGAUGAAAUUUUUGUCUAGAUCAAAAUUUAGUCUAUAAUGCAAAUGGUCCAUUCAGAAAAGGUUGUCCUUUGCAAACCUUAAACUCUAAGCGCGCAAAGUUUAAUGGGAGCACAAGUUUCAAGCUUAGUAGUUGAAUAUUGCAGCUCCCAUUAUGCUUUGCACGCUUACAGUUUAAGGUUUAAGGUUUAGAGUUUAAGGUUUGCAAAGGACAACCAUUUUUGAAAUAGCUGUAUAUGACUUUGACGUGACUGCCAUAUUUGAAAAUAUUUUACCAGCUUGUGACGUCAAAGAUUUAUUUCGUUUGCAUAUCAAAUAUGCUGAAAUAUCCGAAGAAUGACAAGAGGUAAAGAAAAGUUGUAAAAUAACUUAUUUCACAAUUUAACGAGUUCUUUCUCUCCAUAAAGACUUGAAUUCCAUCGCCCUUACCCUUUAAAUAUAUUGGCAAGAUCCUCAUGUUUCGCCCACCUAUAUACGGUGCUUCCCUUUCAUCUUGAGCCAAUCACAAUCCCAAGCGCGAGGAUAUAGCCAAAAUAUUUUGUAAAGUAGUCGCCUCCGUUAGUGCCCUUGUGUCGAUGUUGGGAGGCAUUCUUUGUAUAAUAUCUCGUCACUAUAUUCAUCGCCGACAGAAAAAUCAGCAAUUUGAGGCUCUGUUAUCACUCUCGUCGUUUCCUUCGUGAUGUAAGUACAACGUACUUCCUCUGGUUGGCCUCAAUUUCACAUCCACACCCUCAACCAUUACCUCGUUAUUGUUCACGAAUUCCAUCCCUAAAUUCAGGCUCGGCUCUUGAUCUUCCGCGGUAUCUUCGUGAAGCACGUGCUUUAGCACAAACUUGUUAGGCUUCCCAAGACACUUUGCGAGAGCAUCUUGCGGCAAAUCGUACGCGUUUUCGUAGUAUGAAACAUCACGGUCCCUCGUGAAAUCUUCGGCCGAUUCAUAGAUGUGUUCUCCUUCAUAAUCGCUAUUAUCCUCUUGCAUAUCGUCAAAUAUCUUAUCCUCAUUUGCAUAAGUCUCGUUCUCAUUAGAAUAACCUGCAUUCUCAUUACCGUUCUCAUUAGCGUAACAGAUGUUCUCAUUAGCAUAUUUUCCGUUCUCAUCAGCAUUUUGUGCGCUGUUAUCAUCAUUAUCCGCGCUCUCAUUAGUAGUUUCCGCGUUUUUAAUCACUGAUUCCUGUAAUGCAAACAGUCUUUCCAAACCGAAUGUUUUUGUAGAGGAUUUGAUACUUCUUUGUAUUACCUUAUCAGGUUCCUCGUACAACGAAUCCUCUUCCCAGUUCGCUCUGUUGCUCCCAGAAACAUAGUCUUCGUCUGUACUGGUUCGAUAACAACUCGAAAAGCUUUCCCAGGAGUAUAAACUUCUGUUGUCGUCCGACGUUGGUCCGGCGUUAUUUUGAAUUCCGAUUUCGUGCGUGCUGCUUUCCCCAUGCGUGCUGUGUCGCGAUUUCCGUGAGCCUGAAGCGUGCACAAUCACGCAGUCUCUCGGAAGUACGAUAAUUGAACGGCCUUGCGAGAUAUGGGAAUUUCCUCUUGAACGUGGUUCUGGGACGAC
Molecule: messenger RNA, 16168 nt
Organism: Paramuricea clavata
Lineage: Eukaryota; Metazoa; Cnidaria; Anthozoa; Malacalcyonacea; Plexauridae
Source: the annotation of a GenBank genome assembly